AUGGCACCGGCACAACAAAACGUGGAAGUGCGCGACGAAAGUGAUGCGCAGAUUAAAAUGAGACUUAUGCAAAGCAGCUUUAAAGACUCAAAUGGUGUGGAACUGUGCGCGAAUAAUAAUCCUGUGAUACAAAAUGGUGCUAGUGAGAAAAUAACCAGUGAUAAAGACUUCGACAUAAGCAAAUAUGAGGCCAUGGAAUUUAGGCCGCGAAUUAAGUGGCCUGAUUUUAUAGUUCAGCUGUCUCUUCAUUCGGUUUCAUUGUACGGCUUAUACCUUAUAGUGACAAACAGCGUUAGACUUUAUACGACAUUGUUUGCGUUUGCAACGAUUUACACAUCGGGAUUUGGUAUCACUGCCGGUGUCCACAGACUAUGGUCUCAUCGGGCCUUCCGGGCAAGAAUGCCCUUGAGAGUCCUUCUGGCACUGCUGUUUACCAUAACUGGACAGCGUGACAUAUAUACAUGGGCGUUAGAUCAUCGGGUCCACCAUAAAUAUUCUGAAUCGGCGGCAGAUCCGCACGAUGUACGUCGCGGAUUUUGGUUCGCUCACGUGGGCUGGCUUGUGCUCACGCCACAUCCAGCUGUGGAGAAUCGCCGUGCAGCACUCAGACUCACUUCUGUAGACCUGCUCGCCGAUCCCGUAGUGAGGAUCCAGAAGAUAUUCUUCAUACCACUUUUCCUGAUAUUGAACAUUGUAUUGCCAGUGUGGAUUCCUGUUCAUUUUUGGAAUGAGAGUUUAAUGAAUAGUUUCGUAGUUAGCUUUGUUACAAGAUUUACAAUCACCUUGAACAUAGCCUUCAGCGUAAACAGCUUUGCUCACCUCUGGGGAAACAAGCCUUACGAUAAGUUCAUCAAGCCCUCUGAGAAUAAAUUGGUGAGUUUAGCGGCACUAGGAGAAGGCUGGCACAACUAUCAUCACGUGUUUCCGUGGGACUAUCGAACAUCAGAGUUGGGUAGAUUCAAUAUAUCCACAAAUUUCAUCGACGCCUUCGCCAAGAUCGGAUGGGCGUACGACUUAAAAGCCGCAACUCAAACAAUGAUCGCAAAGAGAGCCAGCCGCAGUGGUGAUGGAUCGUUAGAAGAGGAAGAAGAGCCACAUCCUGAUAACUUAAAGCUA
Iphiclides podalirius (scarce swallowtail) is the source of this 1116-nucleotide messenger RNA. The record is from the annotation of a GenBank genome assembly. NCBI's taxonomy places the organism in Eukaryota, Metazoa, Arthropoda, Insecta, Lepidoptera, Papilionidae.